Molecule: messenger RNA, 2846 nt
Organism: Aedes aegypti (yellow fever mosquito)
Lineage: Eukaryota; Metazoa; Arthropoda; Insecta; Diptera; Culicidae
Product: acyl-CoA synthetase family member 2, mitochondrial
Exons: 6
Coding region: 1008-2744 (578 amino acids)
Biological process (GO): fatty acid metabolic process
Molecular function (GO): medium-chain fatty acid-CoA ligase activity
Source: RefSeq, a predicted model, not a curated record
UAGUUAACUUCAUGGAUUAGUAGGUAUACAACAGAGUUUUCAUUUGAGGUUAAAAUUUCUCAUAUUGAACUAAUCCUGCGGACGUACCAACCAUUUAUGUUGAAAAUGAGAAGAAAAGGUUGGACACCCCUGUCCUAGAUGAAUAUCCGAAGGAGUUUAUGCAUAAAAUUGUAACACAAGCGAAUUGAUUCCAUUGGUUCUUUUCAUAAAAUUACCAUGCGUCUCCAUAGUUUUGAUGUCAUUGAUAGGCCGUUUGAAAACUAAUUGAACGAAAUUUUAUUAGCAACAAGGCUUCAUGUAUGCGCUACUAAUUAGCCUCGCAAAUAAAGGGAUACCCGCUAUAGUAAUCAUUUCAACGACUUAAUGAUUUAUUCAGUCUCCUUUUUUUCCUAUUUUUCUCACUAAGAUCCAAGCAUAUGUAGAGCAUCUUUUUUGGCAAUAUCGCUCGUUCGUAACAUUAGUCUGGGAAUGAUAUGGUUUCCUCAAGCAUCAGUGCCCGGUGGGGCUUAUUUAGCUACGAGUGGAUCGGAGGCAAAUGAAUGUUUGAUAUUGCAGAGCUUCAUUCAGAAUUGAACUUGAUGUUUGUCUGUUGAUUCAUUCGUAGUCAAAUAUUUGCAGUAAAAUGUGUAUUGAUAGCUUUAGCGUUCGCUCUCGUGUCAAGCUUCUUUCAUACCGGUUCGACUAUUCGCUGCGAUUUUUGUCGCUCUGUCCCUGCGAUUUCUCUACUCAUUUGCUGUAAACAUCAAUGAGAGAACAGAAUUUUUGUCGCAUUGAAGUGGUAGCUCAUAAAAAAGUGCAUGUAGCGGAUUGGAAACGAAAUCGCGUCAGUCUCCCGAGUCGGUUUGGGGAGCACUUGAGGAUGGGAAUUCUCCGCUCUUCUUGCUUGCCGGCCACACACAUCAUUCAGUUACCGCUUGGCAUUCGCGUGGAGAACACCAUCUUAAUAUAGAAAAAAGUGCGGUGUCAUCAUUUUCGCACUUCUGGCGUUUAUUUACAUUUGAAAUAGAAUGAUACGGAUAAGGCAAAUGUUCAGGUUACGUUCCUUUCAAGGCACUGCUAGACAUUUAAGCUACGUCCACAACAUUGGAAAGCAUCCGUUAGCGUAUAGAAAUGUUGGUCAACAUCUCAAAUUGGCAGCGGAGAGGUUUCCAAAUAAUGAAGCCCUGGUUUCUGUUCACGAAGCAAAGCGGAUGACGUUCUCCGAUGUUUUAGAUAAGGUAGAUCGUCUAGCAGCUUCGUUCUAUCAACUGGGUCUGCAGAAGGGUGAUCGCAUUGCGAUAUGGGCACCAAGUGGAACCCAAUUUUAUAUAUCCACUUUGGCUGCGGCACGUGCAGGAAUGAUCUCGGUUGGGAUCAAUCCAGCUUACCAGAUUCCGGAAGUGAAAUACGCAUUGAACAAAGUAGGAGUUAAAGCACUGAUUGCAGCAGAAAGUUAUCGCAGCACAAAUUAUUACGAAAUGAUUAAACAGAUUGUACCAGAGUUGGAAUCGUCCUACGCUGGAAAUAUCGUAAGCUCAAAGGUCCCAUCUUUGUCAGCAGUGAUUAUGAAGAGUAAUAGUGGAAAUAAGCUUCAAGGAACCAUUUCGUACGAAGACCUGAUGAAGACCGUUUCUGAGAAAGACAUCGCUUAUGUGGAGUCCAUUCAGCACAACAUCUCACCGGACAGUGGCGUAAAUCUUCAGUUCACUUCAGGCACCACUGGACAACCGAAAGCAGCUCUCCUUUCGCACUUCAACUUCAUCAACAAUGCAAUUUCACUAGGGCUCAAGCAUGGAUUCAAUCUCACCGAAAAUCACCGAGUCUGCAUUCAGGUUCCGUUCUUCCACGUAUUUGGAGUCGUCACUGGUAUUCUGGGUUCGAUUAGCCAUGGUUGUGCUCUCGUUGUCCCUGGGCCAGGCUAUAACCCUUCAGCAUCCGUACUGGCCAUCGUUAGUGAAAGAUGCAACGUAAUCUAUGGAACGCCUACAAUGUACGUGGAUUUGGUGAACGAAGUCAAGAAAACGGGAACCGAUCUACCGUCGAUCAAAUUGGUCGUAACUGGGGGAGCUCCAUGUGCACCGCAACUCUACAAAGACAUCCAGAGCGUACUCGGAGUUGAGCAGGUUAAAACGAUCUACGGACUCACGGAAACCACCUGCGUUUGUUUCCACUCAGUUUGGGAAGAGUCUCAGGAGAAGGUUCUGACCACAGUUGGACACCUGGGUGACCAUUGGGAGGCAAAGGUGGUUGACCAAAACGGUGAUUUGGUGCCAUUUGGAAUGCCUGGAGAGCUAUGCGUUCGCGGUUAUGGCACUAUGCUGGGCUACUGGGAAGAUGAGCAGAAGACCAAGGAAACGAUCGCAAUCGAUAAAUGGCUCAAAACUGGAGAUCAAUUCGUUCUGAGGGAGGAUGGAUACGGAAAGAUUGUAGGGCGAAUCAAAGAGGUGGUGAUAAGGGGAGGUGAAAACAUUUAUCCAAGGGAAAUCGAAGACGUUCUCAUUACGCAUCCGGAUGUUUUGGAAGUGCAUUGCGUUGGGGUUCCAGAUGAUCGGAUGGGAGAGGAAGUGUGCGCUUUCGUGCGGUUGAAUAAUGGUGUGAAUGAGUUUGAUCGGGUUCAGGUUAAGGAGUUUUGCAAAGGAAAAAUUGCCCACUUUAAGGUACCGAAGUAUGUGGAAAUCAUUGAUCACUUCCCUAAGACCACGUCUGGUAAAAUCCAAAAGUUUAAACUUUUGGAGCGUUUUAUGGAACAGAAGAAGAAGCUUUAGUUUGGAUUAUUUUUUAAAUUUGUUAUGAUGUUAUCGUUGUCAAUAAAAUCAUGUGGGUAACUAAACAGUUUUCUGAAUGAUUUUGUCAAGAAAAUAAUCAUA